Rotaria socialis is the source of this 2154-nucleotide messenger RNA. NCBI's taxonomy places the organism in Eukaryota, Metazoa, Rotifera, Eurotatoria, Philodinida, Philodinidae. The record is from the annotation of a GenBank genome assembly.
AUGAGUUCAGCCAAUCCUUUUCUUUCAUCAACAGCUUAUCACGCUUCGAAUGCUCGAUAUGCUAGUUCACAAACACCAUCAACAUCGACAUCAUCUUCAUUUAAUAUUCUUUCGACUAGUGUUCAACAACAAUUAAAUGAUUUAAAUUCUACACGUUCAUCUACAUCUUCUUGCUCAACAUCUCAUUGUUUAAGUAAUCAGUGUAUUGAAUGCACAACCAUACUUUCAACAAGACCCUCACAAUCAAGAUGUAAUCUGAAUUCUUAUAUUGAUCAAUCAUCAAAUUCGCCUCAUUUUGUACAAAAUUGUUCGUGUGUAUCAAAUUCAACAUUAGACACUCAUUCACAAAUAUCAACUUUUGAUGAUCAGCAAUCAACAAGAAUUUUAUCUAUGAAUAUUCCAGUCGAUAAUAGUAAUAAUAAUAAUAAUCAUCGAAACGAAAAUCCAAUAAAUUCUUCGUCAUUAAAUAUCGAAAUUGAAGAAGAAGAAGACGAUGAUAAUGAUCAAAGGAUUCAUUUAUUAAAUGAAUAUAAUGAUCAAAAUGAACAAUUAGAAGUUUUCGUUGGUUUCUAUCGGCCAGGAGAAUAUCAACGUGAAACAAUUGAAGAUGAUGACGAUGAUGAUGACGCUAGUAAAACGAGCUAUAAAUCAGAUUCGCAAAAAAAAGAAGAACAGUCAACUCGAGAAUUGAUCAGUGAUGAAGAUGAAGGCAACGAAGAUCAAGAUUUUAUUGAUGAAGAUCUAUGUCCGAAUCAGGAUGAUGAUAAUGAUCAACAACAAGCAGAUGAUGACAUAAUAAAUGACGAACAAUUGAAUCCAAAUAUUCCUAAUAAUGAUCAUCAACCGUUUGAACAAAAUCCAUUUCCCAUUGUUAUUGUGCAAAUAGAUGAAGAUGAAGAUCAAGGUUUCGGUGCACAAUUUAAUGAUGAUUGUCAAUCAAGUGACGAUGAAAAUAAUCAUUUAUCAACAAUAUCAUUAAACAAUGAUAACAACGAAAAUGAAAAUGAAUUAAUCUAUACGAAAAAGAAACCUCUACAGCAUUCACAAUCAGAUUCAGCAUUAAACAAAUGUCAAUAUCAUACAUUUUUUUCUUUACCAUCGUUAUCGAUAAAUUCACGAAGUCGAUAUGAAAAAAUCGAACAUAUUAUUAUUGAUGAUCAACAGCCAACAACAACAAUGUCGAAUUUAAUUAUUAAAAAGAAACAAAAUGACGAUAAUGAUUAUUUAUUUUUACGAAAGAAAAAACUUCUAAGAAAAUCAUCAGAAGAAAUUAUGGUAGUAUCAAACGAUGACUCGCUACAGGCCAUUGUUGAUGAAGCUGUUCGUGCUGUUGAACGUCAUGUUAUGCUAUGGAAUGAUGAUCAUGCUCGACAAAUAGAUAAUCUAUCGUCAAUACAACAAAUUGUGCAAUACUUUCAACUGAAUAUCGAUAUUAAUCUUGAUCAGCAAUCAAGAGUGCCAUCAAUUAGAAAAGAACUAUUACUUGAUUAUCUACAAUAUAGAAGUGAAGCUGAUAUGUCUGCAAAUGAUUUACAUGAAAAUCUUCUUCAAUAUCCAGAAUUUUCUUCUCAAAUCCAUAGUCGAUUUUUUCCAUUUUGGCCACCACGAGAUGUUGAUUUAUUACAAUGGCUUUCUCAUUGGAUUAAACAAGGUGCUCUACCUAUUGCAAUAAUGAAUAUAGAUCAUCAUAAUCAAUCUCAAAAAAUUAAUCUUUAUAGUAAACUAUCAUCUUGGCAACAUCGUAUAAUAUAUGGUAUUGAACCUCGCGGAAUAUAUUUAAUGAAUCCAAUUCAAAUUCAAUCUCCUCAACAAGUCUACGAACAAUUAACUAUUGAUUCCGUAACAUAUAUAACACGUCAAGAAAUUGCUCAACGUUAUAAUCAAUCUCCGAUGUGUUUAACACCAUUAGCAAGAAAUAAUAAUAAAUCAAGAUUAUUUUCAGAUACAAGGUGGCGUACAAUGAAUGUUCUUGGACAAGUUGUUAAUGUUCUACGUGAAGAUCGUCAAUUAAACGAAAAUGAAACACGUAAUAUUCCAUAUCGUCCAACGGUAACUCAUGUUAGAAUACCAUCAACAUGUUCAUCUGGCAUUUUAAUAUUUUCAAAAGAUUAUAAUGAAUUAAUCAAUGCGAUUGACUUGCCAUUAAGACAAUAA